Trichoderma breve is the source of this 2331-nucleotide messenger RNA. Its product is annotated as ATP synthase alpha/beta family, nucleotide-binding domain-containing protein. The coding region runs from base 1 to 2331 and encodes 776 amino acids. Gene Ontology annotation, cellular component: proton-transporting V-type ATPase, V1 domain; fungal-type vacuole membrane. NCBI's taxonomy places the organism in Eukaryota, Fungi, Ascomycota, Sordariomycetes, Hypocreales, Hypocreaceae. The transcript has 7 exons. Gene Ontology annotation, biological process: ATP metabolic process; proton transmembrane transport. The record is from RefSeq and is a predicted model, not a curated record. Gene Ontology annotation, molecular function: ATP binding; proton-transporting ATPase activity, rotational mechanism; ATP hydrolysis activity.
AUGCUCGGACUGCGGCCACGGCUCAAGGCGCGGCCUUCCCUGCUGGAUCUGAUUCGCGAGGGCAGCAUCAAGGGCUCCAGCGACACCGAAUCCAGCGACACCGAAUCCAGCGGCGACGAAAGCGACAGCGACGGCCCCAGCGAGAGAGACAGCGCCCGAUCCCCUGACCUGCAGUCCCCUGUGGGCGCUGCCAGAAGCACUCCAGCCGCUGGCACGGCCUCGAAUACAGGCCCCGGAGGCGCUGAGCCCGCCACAGGCACCAACACCAACGCCGCUUCGGGGGCCAGUUUUGUUAGUGGCGGGACUGGCAGCGCUACAUCAUUGCCUCCACCCCCGAGCCCUGUCCUUUCAGCAACUGCUAUCAAGCUUCCUCUGUUGCGAAACUCUCCACCUCCAACUCCAUCUCCUUCAUCUCCCGACUCUUCUCCUACCGCUGCCGAUCGAGAGCUCGACGACGCUCCUCCUCUCCAAUCGCUCACGAUGCCUUCUGUAUGCGCCCUCCCAACCCCCCCGCACAAAACCACAGAACAAGAUGGCGAUGCCAUUCACUAUGGCAAGAUCUACUCCAUCUCAGGUCCCGUCAUUGUCGCCGAAGACAUGAUUGGUGUUGCCAUGUACGAGUUGGUCAAAGUCGGUCACGACAACCUCGUCGGUGAGGUCAUUCGAAUCAGCGGCGAUCAAGCUACCAUUCAGGUGUACGAGGAAACUGCCGGUGUCAAGGUCGGUGACCCUGUUGCUCGAACAGGCAAGCCUUUGUCCGUCGAGCUAGGCCCCGGCCUGCUCAACAGCAUCUACGACGGUAUCCAGCGACCCCUAGCCAGCAUCUCCAAGAUCUCAAAAUCCAUCUAUAUCCCUCGAGGUGUUGCCGUUCCUGCGCUCGACCGAGAAAAGAAGUGGGAGUUUACUCCUCAGCUCAAGGUUGGCGAUCACAUUUCCGGCGGCGAUGUCUGGGGAACUGUGUUUGAGAACUCUUUCCUGGCUGUCCACAAGAUUCUGUUCUCUCCCCGAGCCCGAGGUGUCAUCACCAAGAUUGCCCCCAAGGGCGAGUACACCGUCGUUGAUAAGAUUCUCGAGGUCGAGUUUGAUGGCAAGAAGACGGAGUAUCCCAUGAUGCAGACCUGGCCUGUCCGAGUCCCCCGCCCGACGUCUGAGCGUUUGACGGCCGACCAGCCUUUCGUUGUCGGCCAGCGAGUUCUUGAUGCCCUCUUCCCCAGUGUCCAGGGCGGUACCGUUGCCAUCCCCGGUGCUUUCGGUUGUGGCAAGACUGUCAUCAGUCAGUCCGUCUCCAAGUUCUCCAACAGCGACAUCAUUGUCUACGUUGGAUGCGGAGAACGUGGAAACGAAAUGGCUGAAGUCUUGAAGGACUUCCCUGAGCUCACCAUUGAGGUUGACGGCCGCAAGGAGCCCAUCAUGAAGCGAACUUGUCUUAUUGCCAACACCUCCAACAUGCCUGUCGCUGCCCGUGAAGCUUCCAUCUACACCGGUAUCACAGUCGCCGAAUACUUCCGUGACCAGGGUCUCAACGUCGCUAUGAUGGCUGAUUCAUCGUCUCGAUGGGCCGAGGCCCUUCGUGAAAUCUCUGGUCGUUUGGGAGAAAUGCCUGCUGAUCAGGGUUUCCCUGCCUAUCUGGGUGCCAAGCUCGCAUCCUUUUACGAGCGAGCUGGCCGCGCGCAGACUCUAGGAUCGCCCGAGCGAAGUGGCAGUGUCAGCAUUGUCGGUGCCGUCAGCCCCCCCGGUGGUGACUUUUCGGAUCCCGUCACCACUUCCACCCUCAACAUUGUCCAGGUCUUUUGGGGGUUGGACAAGAAGCUUGCUCAGCGAAAGCACUUCCCUUCAAUCAACACCAGCGUCUCAUACAGCAAAUACAACACCGCUUUGGACAAGUGGUACGAGCAGAACAACCCCGACUUCCCCAGACUGCGUGACCGUGUUAAGCAGUUGAUUUCCGAUUCCGAUGAAUUGGACCAGGUCGUCCAGCUGGUCGGCAAGAGUGCCUUGUCUGAUACCGACAAGAUCACGCUUGAUCUUGCCGUUUUGAUCAAGGAAGAUUUCCUGCAGCAGAACGGUUACUCCGACUACGACCAGUUCUGCCCGCUCUGGAAGACGGAGUGGAUGAUGAAGCUCAUGGUUGGAUUUUACGACGAGGCACAGAAGGCCAUCGCGCAAGGCCAGAGCUGGGCAAAGGUCCGCGAGUCAACAAGCGACCUGCAAACCAAGCUGCGUCAGUUGAAGUUUGAGGUCCCCACCGAUGGUGAAGACGUGAUUGUCAAGAGGUACGAGGCUAUUCAGCAGGAGAUGCUGGACAAGUUUGCCUCGGUUGCCGACGAGUAA